Molecule: messenger RNA, 312 nt
Organism: Perkinsus marinus ATCC 50983
Lineage: Eukaryota; Perkinsozoa; Perkinsida; Perkinsidae
Product: UV-induced protein uvi31, putative
Exons: 3
Coding region: 1-312 (103 amino acids)
Source: RefSeq, a predicted model, not a curated record
AUGUCCCAGCGGCCGAUCUAUACUGCAAUACUACGUAAGGUGACCGACAGACUCAAGCCAACGCUCAUCAACAUCAUUGACGACUCGGCCAAGCAUGCUUCACAUGCUCCUAUGAGGGGCAGUGGUCGCCUGGAGACGCAUUUUCGAGUUGAAGUCGUGUCUGAUGAGUUCAAAGGCCUCAAUCGAGUACAGCGUCAGAAAUUAAUGUACUCGAUACUGUCCGAUGAGAUGGACUCUAAUCCGGGUGGUACCGUGCAUGCAUUGAGUAUGUCGUGCAAGACUCCUGAUGAGGUUAAGACCGAUAAGAGCUGA